AGACUCUCUCUCUCCUCAAACUCUCUUUAUAUGAUAAAUAAAAACCCAACCAUUGCCUCCAAUCGAUCCACUCAUCACUUUCCUCCACUAACUCUCUCUCUCUCUCUCUCUCAAUUUCUUUUCGAAAACCCAAACAAAUCUCUCUCUCCCCAGAUUCUCCAAGGAACAAGGAUUUUCCCUGUUCAAAAUCUGUAUAACCUGAAACCUUCCCCGUGGAAGUUUCUCCGACAAGUCGUACGAGGAAAUAGAACUUGAAGUUAAUACAAUGAUUGGACAAAGCUUUGCGGAUGAGAUGGAUUGUGGCAACUUCUUCGACAACAUGGAUGAUCUUAUCGACUUCCCGAACGAAGACAUCGGUCUCGGGUUCGGGAUGGGAGACAACGACGUAUUCCCGAGCAUCUGGUCGGCUCAGCCCGAGUCGUGGCCCGGUUCUGACCAGCUGUUCUCUUCCAAGAACAACUCGGAUUCCCCCACUGAGCUCUAUGUUCCGUUUGCGAACAUUGUUCAGUUGGAGCAGCCUUCAGGGUUCGUGGACGAUUCUUGCUCUGACAAGAAGGGAGAUUCCUCAUCCAUUGACACCGAGUGUCGGAGCUCGAGCCCCGUGUCAGUGCUCGAGAGCAGCAGCUCCUCGUCCCAAACCGCGAAUCUCGCCGAACCAAUCACCGGAAAGCUCGGCCGUCCACGCACCAAACGCCCCCGUCCGGUGAUCCAAGAACCGAACGAAGAAGAGAAAGAACGAGAGAGCAAUGCCUUCUCCGGAUUCAGCGGGGCCGAGUCUCGUCUCGUGAUCAGGAUCCCGAAACACUUAAUUUCCGAGCACGAGAAUUCGUCGAAGAAGAAGAAGAAGAAAACGGCCAAGGUCUCUCCUUCUUCUUCUUCCUCUUCGUCGUCCUCCUCGUGCCUCGAUCAGGACCACGGGCCUUCUUCCUCUGAUAAACCCGUCAGGAAAUGUAUGCACUGUGAAGUGACCAAGACUCCGCAAUGGAGGUUAGGGCCGAUGGGGCCGAAGACUUUAUGCAACGCUUGCGGCGUGCGUUACAAGUCGGGACGGCUCUUCCCUGAGUACCGGCCGGCGGCUAGCCCUACGUUCAUGCCAUCUCUCCACUCCAACUCUCACAAGAAAGUCGUCGAAAUGAGAAGCAUGAGAUGCAAUGGGAACGCCAUUGAUGAUGAGCUGAUUCCAAACAACAACGCCCACAUCGCCAUAGACUAUGUCUGAAGACGAUCAUCAUUUCUUUGGGAACCCAUGAGAGGAAACUCUUCUGGGUUUCCAUGAUUCAGUUUGUUCUUUUUCUUUCCAAGUCUUUUUGGAGUCAUUAGGAAUAUUUGUCAAAGGGUUUCCGGCCAGAGCGCUUCAGCUUAGAGAGAGAUUAAGAGGGCAAUUAAGGGGUUAAUUAGAAAUUCAUUGCAAUUUAGUGGAUGGGCUUAAGAAUUUUUGGAGGGGUUAAGAUAGUGAAGUUAAUUAGGGUUGUGAGUUUUGCUUUAGAUCUUCCAUUCUUUUGUAUUUUUGUAUUAUUUCCUUUUGUUUUUGUAUGGAUAGCCAUUUUAAAUCA
This is a messenger RNA of Tarenaya hassleriana, 1553 nucleotides long. Its product is annotated as GATA transcription factor 8-like. Lineage: Eukaryota; Viridiplantae; Streptophyta; Magnoliopsida; Brassicales; Cleomaceae. Bases 266 to 1219 code for a protein of 317 amino acids. Gene Ontology annotation, molecular function: sequence-specific DNA binding; zinc ion binding. The transcript is spliced from 4 exons. The record is from RefSeq and is a predicted model, not a curated record. Gene Ontology annotation, biological process: positive regulation of DNA-templated transcription. Gene Ontology annotation, cellular component: nucleus.